Molecule: messenger RNA, 912 nt
Organism: Bombyx mori (domestic silkworm)
Lineage: Eukaryota; Metazoa; Arthropoda; Insecta; Lepidoptera; Bombycidae
Exons: 7
Coding region: 296-859 (187 amino acids)
Biological process (GO): centriole replication; mitotic cell cycle
Cellular component (GO): centriole; centrosome
Molecular function (GO): calcium ion binding
Source: RefSeq, a predicted model, not a curated record
CUAGGACAGGUGGGCGAGCAAGCGCUCAGCCAAGAGGGGUGGGAUUUGCCAACAGCUGCCCAAGCGCCUCCGAAAGAGAUCUAACAAUUCAAAAGCAGCUGCUUCGGGAAUGAAUCUACUACCGGAUCGGAAUCGCGAUCCACUGAGAAGAUCCGGCGUGAAACUCGGCGGGUUGAUUUUUAAGAGAGCCGAGAGAGAACUUACAAGAUAAAACUUCUUCAGCUAUUUAAAUGAGAAAAAUAUAAAAGGGCCAUCAAAUUUACUUAACGAUAAUCUGAAACACUGAUCGAAAAUCAUGAAAGAAGCAAAUCCAAUAAAUCAAGGCGACAGUUCAACGGAGUUAGAUGUAAUAAUUGAAGAAAAAGAAGAAGAACAUGAAUUACAAGUCCAUGCUCGAUUGAUUUUUAGCAAAGAACAGGAGCAAGAUCUACGCGAGGCAUUCAACCUUCUAGACUAUACAGGAGAAGGGAAAAUAAGAGCCGAGGAUUUUCGUGUUGCCAUCAAAGCAUUAGGUUACGAGCCAACUAACGAGGAGCUGCAGACAAUGAUAAGAGCGGUGGACAAAGGAGACACCGGGAAAUUGAGCUUCGAAAAUUUCGAAACGGCCAUAAUGAGAAAGAUCAUGGCCCUGGACAGCGACGGCGAUAUCAUGAAGAGCUUCCGACUCUUCGAUGACGAUGACAGUGGUUUCAUAAAUUUCGAAAACGUCAAGAAAGUAUCUCAAAUAUUAGGUACUUAUUUAACGGACGAGGAGAUUGAAGAAAUGAUUGACGAUGCCGAUAAAGAUUUCGACGGACUGAUAUCGGUCGAAGAAUUUAUGAAAAUGAUAAAAAAUAGUGUUCACAUAGAAACUCUGUAGGGUUUUGACGAUGUUCAAAAAUUAAAAUGUACUAUUUUGUAGUUUUUUUUAAA